AGCCGACUUAAUGGAGAAUGCGGACAACAUGCAACUCGACAGCGCAAUGAAACUGUCAUGCCCUCCGUCGGGCGACGUGCGUUGCACUGCCAUGCGGGAGCUAUAUAUGCCCCUCAGAGUCGUCAUGGAUCCACACUCGUCAUCUUUCUCUGCCUGGUCCCAGCUGCCUACGUACUAUUUACCUGAAGAUGUGUCAUAACGUUAUCGACGGAAGAUUCCAUCUGGAGUGUCAACAUUUCAUUCCCAUGAGCACUCGUCGACAGGACUGCCUUCAAACAAACUGUCUCUUUAGUCGAAGGCAUGUUCAUCCAACGGGCUGCAAGUCACCUUCUUGUGUGCGGGUGAUGACUUCUCCUCAGCGAAACCCUAUUCGUAUGAGCGAGACAAAAUGUGCAGAUUGUGUUAUGCGCGAAAGGACUGGAGCCCUGAGCUGCUCCUGAAUCUCGUCCUCUCUUGAAGAAACCUCUCAAGAAAACGUUCGCAGCUAUGAUCCAUUGGAUUCCGACCGCUCAAGUGGACGAUUUAGUCGUAUUGUAUAACCUAUUGCGUAUCCUAUGCUUCUGAUAAAUGCUACCUGUACGCGCACCUCUUAGUAAUAUGCUGUAUGUUUCUUUUAGGGCUCGAGCAGCCCAGCUGAAUAUGACACGUCGAUGGCAUGACCCGCGG
Molecule: messenger RNA, 666 nt
Organism: Laetiporus sulphureus 93-53
Lineage: Eukaryota; Fungi; Basidiomycota; Agaricomycetes; Polyporales; Laetiporaceae
Exons: 3
Coding region: 189-440 (83 amino acids)
Source: RefSeq, a predicted model, not a curated record